This is a messenger RNA of Anopheles stephensi (Asian malaria mosquito), 10305 nucleotides long. It is a transcript of the gene faf, whose product is annotated as probable ubiquitin carboxyl-terminal hydrolase FAF. Gene Ontology annotation, cellular component: cytosol; nucleus. The record is from RefSeq and is a predicted model, not a curated record. Bases 259 to 9435 code for a protein of 3058 amino acids. Lineage: Eukaryota; Metazoa; Arthropoda; Insecta; Diptera; Culicidae. The transcript is spliced from 17 exons. Gene Ontology annotation, biological process: protein deubiquitination; cell migration. Gene Ontology annotation, molecular function: cysteine-type deubiquitinase activity; cysteine-type endopeptidase activity.
UCAUUGGUCAAAUGACGUUUGGGCUACAACCCUGGAAGUCAGUUGUUGUCAUUUUUCUUGUGUAGUUUUCUAUAGAAUUGCGAAGGAAAAAUCCACUUUUUGGAGGCUCUGUGAAAGAAGAGUAAGGGAGUAAUUUUCCAGAUGAGUUUUCUCGAAUAAGAGUUAAAGCUGCAACAACAAACUAGUGAGCCGUUUCGAUAGCAAAAACGAUACAUUUCCUACAAGCGUACGGCGGGGACGUGUCUCGGCGUUGUUGCUAUGACAUACGACACCGUAAGCCAGUCCAUGGAACGUACCAAUGGGAAAACGAUGGAACAGCGGGACAACAACGGGAUAGCAGCGACGACGGUGAACGAACAUCAGAUCGGCCAUAACACAGUGGAAAAUGCUCACAACAGCACUACCAACACCACCACCAGCGUUACCAGCGCUGGUAGCAACACAUCGGCCAUGCUGAGCAGUUUCCCUGUGGAUAAGCUCGCCUCCUUGAAUGCGAAAAUUUCAAACUCGAGAUGGGUGGUUCCGGUGCUGCCGUCACAGGAGUUGGACUGUCUGCUGGAUGCAGCAAUUCAGCUCUCCACCUUAGGUAUCGAUGGCGAUUGCGAACCGUGCGUGCGCUUCUAUCAGAACGAGUUGGCCAUAUCGUUCAUCAACAUCCUGACGGAUGAGGCCGUCAUGUCGUGGAAGAACAACAUUCACGUGUGCAUUUUCAAAUCGUGCUGCAAGUUUUUGCUGCUAGCUUCCCUACACAUGGAGCGCGAUAAUCAAGCGCUGCUGGAGCUACUGGCCAUUGUGUUCGAUCCGGAGAACAAGUUCCACAUGCACAACAUUGCACGGCAGCCGGAAAAUAUGAACACACCGCCCCCACCGCCUCCUCCACCGCCGGCACCAGCUACGUCGCUAACGAACCCGGUUACGUCGUCAACUUCAUCCUCCUCCUCAUCGUCGUCCUCGUCGUCGUUGCCGGACAGCAGCGAGAGCAGCACUACCACCAGCAGCACCAACGUACCGACAAGUGUUUCGACAAAGCAGGCGGCAGCCCAGCAGGACGAGGUUGCCAUAGUGAGCUACGCGAAGCCACCGGUGGAGACGAAAAAUCCCCGCGGAUGGUUGUUCAACUUUAUCAACCAGUUUGGCGUGUACAAUGGGUUUGAAAAUUUCCUCAAACGCAUGACAGUCGCGAUCGAGCAGCAUCAGCGCGUGAGUGUGAGUGAUGAAAAGAUGGACAGUGGACGUGACACCGGCACUGGUGGUGGUGGUGGUGGUGGUGGGGAAAAGUGCAAAGGAAAGAUUUCAUUGCAGCUCCUGCAUGCGUUGCUGCGUCCGUUCGGACUGUGCGCGGAGUAUCUGACGGUCGAUACGAUCGAGCGGUACCUCCUGCCCGGCUGCCGUUUUGUGUUAACAGUGCUCGAGAGUCUCUCGGAUGCAGAGCUAAAGCGUGAGGUAGUGUUCGAGGGAAAGAACGAUUUCAUCACCGGUAUAGUGAAGUUUGCUCGUGCCUUGUUGACGCGUGUGCCCGGGCAGGAGAGUCUGCUGAAUGAGCUGGAAAUGGCCCGCCUAAAGAUCAUUCUACGCGUGCUGCAGAUAUCGAGCUUCAAUGGCAAAAUGAAUGCGCUGAACGAAAUCAACCGGGUGCUGAGCUACGUUUCGAUCUAUCCCCACCGGGGACUGAUCGCGGAAGAGGAGGGCGAUUUUCUCAGCGCAAACCGGAUGGCCAUGUGGAUACGAAGCAACCGCGUGUUGGCGAUAGUGCUGCGGGACUCGCUGCAUCAGUCGCAGUAUGUGGAAAAGUUGGAAAAGAUUUUGCGCUUCUUGAUCAAGGAAAAGGCGCUCACGUUCGACGACCUGGACGCGGUGUGGAAUGCGCAGGAGGGCAAGCACGAAGCGAUCGCAAAGAACGUGCACGACCUGCUGGCCAAGCUCGCCUGGGAUUUUAGUGCCGAUCAGUUGGACUAUCUGUUUCGGUGCUUUCAGACGAGCAUGCAAAAAUCGGCCAGUCGCAAGCAGCGUGAAAGACUGCUCGAGCUAAACCGUCGUUUGGCGGAGGACGACAAGAACGGGAUGAUGGCGCAGAAGGUACUGAACAUGUUCUGGAACCUAGCGCACAGCUCCGACACGCCGCUGGAAGUGCUUGAGCAGGCGCUGCAAUCUCACGUCAAGAUCCUGGACUACAGCUGCUCGCAGGAACGCGAUGCACAGAAGGGCAUUUGGCUCGUAAAGUGCGUGGAAGAGCUAAAGGGACGGGACGAGUGGGUGCUGCCAGCGUUGCGAUUGAUCAGAGACAUUUGUUCCCUGUACGACACCACGCCGAAUCAUACGCCCCGAAUACAGCACACGAUGAAUCGGCAGAAGAUUAUCGAUCAGCUGCAAAACGAUCACAAGCUUGUGAUUCUCGUGACGAACAGCUUGACCUGCUACAUGAACCGUGUGCGGGCGUUGGUCGCAGCCGAUCCGACCCUCAAGCCGGCCAAGCUCCGGCUCGAUAAUCGCUACCCCCAUCCGCAGCAGAUUCAGGAGCGGUUAGACUUUUUAAAGUUUCUGCUCAAGGAUGGCCACCUGUGGCUGUGUGCGGAUCAGGCGAAGCAAAUCUGGAACUCGCUGGCAGUGAAUGCAGCCUUCGACAGUGAUCGCGAGGAGUGCUUUCGGUGGUUUAGCAAGUUGAUGGGAGAAAAUCCCGAUCUCGAUCCGGGAAUCAAUCGCGAUUUCUUUGAGAAUAAUCUGCUGAAGCUGGAUCCGAUACUGCUGACCGAGAACGGGAUUCGUUGUUUCGAGCGGUUCUUUCGUGCGGUCAACACCAAGGAAGAGCGGAUCAUUUCCGCCAAGCAUCACCAUCAUCGCAGUGCGUAUGUGCUGUACAACAACGGCGAGGAUCUAAUCGGGAAGGACUACUUGUGGCGUGUGAUCACGGCGGGGCAGGAAACGAUCGCCAAUCGAGCGAUAAGCAUUCUGAACGAGAUGAUGACGGUGGGCCCUAGACAUUUGGUCGACGUGAAAGCCUAUCACGAAGCAUUCAUCGAAGAGUGUUGCGAAAAGCUGCGGGCCAUGUUUCAGAGCAUGGAAAUGCUGCUGCGAGAGUUUCCUUCCCCGAAGCCAGUGCACAAGAAAGGGCACGAGAAAGAGCUGGCAGGGGUCGCACCGUCAUCCACCGGUACUACAGCGGUGCCAGGGGAGCAGAGCGCAGAUCGGUUUGGGGAAGAUGAUGAUAAUGCGGGAAUUAAUGGAGAUGUCGAGCGAAAGAAGCUGCUACUCGUCGAUCAAAUGUGUCGCAUGAUUAGAACGCUGCAAGAGUACAUCCGCGAGUGCGAUCGAAAGUUUCCCGGCGAUCGAUUCGCGCUUCCUCUGUGUCACGCCGUUCGCGGAAGGCAUGUGGAGUUGAUUGUAAAAUUUCAAACACCUGGUCGGCAGCUGGAUGACAUAGAGAUGAUGAGCCACAGCAAUGAGACGAUGCAUUCUUUCAAACGCAAUCUGCUGAGGCGUAUUAAGGUGCUGAAGGCAAACGAAAUCCGCGUCGAUCUGUACGAUAACGGCACGAACGAGCUGGUGAUGGUGCCGGACGAGCAACAAACGCUCGCAUUUUAUGGCAUACGGGAUAAGAUGUCGCUCAUCGCAAAGCUGACCCCGGUUUCGUCUGGUUUGAUGGCAGCCGGUUCACCGGACAGUUCGAGUGAGAGCAGUUCCGGAUCACCACCACGGAACUAUGUGGAUCCCAUUAAGCAGACCUAUCAUCAACAGCAGCACGGCCACCAUUUCGCCCACCAGCAGCAGGCGUCGCUGAUGCCGCAGCAGCAUCCAAACUAUUUGCUGCAAGGUCAGCAUCAAAAUGUGGUUUCGACACAAGCUUAUCAGCAGCAGCAUCACGCUCGCCAUUUUCUCCAAUCGGGCUCAGAAACGGAGGACACGUUACCGGGCGUGGUGAUUUCCCAAAAACCGCAGUACACCAACUUCUUCCUGCAGGUGUACCAACUGGCCAACACGCUGGAGCACGAUCGCCUACGCGAUGGUGUGCGGUCGUUGCUUCAUCUGCUUCCGCUGGAUCGGUUGACCGUGGGUAAUCUGUUUGAAGUGUUCAAUACCUCCCAAGGUGCAAUAGAAGAUGUGCGGAAGGCGGCGAUGGACGCGUACAUGAUGACCGCUGCUGGCUCCGAAGGGGACUUGGACCGAGCCGGGCCGGCAAAGGAGAACGAAGCUGAAAUUAAGGCUGUGAUGGACGCGGCAGAACUGGAGUCGCUGGAAACGUUCAGAUCGUUAUUUCUUACUCCACCGCCGGUUCAAAUCCUGUACAAUCUGGAAGUCCUAGAGGCAAUGCUGCUUCCCGCAAGCGUCAAUCCUUUACCAGCACCGAUCCAUCAAAUGAACACGGCCACCGCCACAGCAAACGCAACCAGCAACGUGAAGGACUUCGGUGGAAUGGGGGCCGAUGUUACGGUGGGCGACAGUGCAACCGCUCUAGGGUCCGUGCUAGAGUUCCAGUACGCGUGGUUUAGUUGUGGAGCUGCAGAUUUUAUAGUGGAUUUGCUGUCGGAGGAAAAUUUUCUGGCCACUGCCGAUAGACACACGAAGCGGGCGAGUUAUCGGUGCAUUAUGCGGCUGGUGAAGUUUUACUUCCUUGCCGUCGGAUACCUCGUACCGCCUCCGACUUUGUACGAUCAGAUGCGUCAGUACGACCAGUUCCAGACCCAGCUGAGACGGUACACGCCACUGCACAACAUGCUUCGAGGCGGAUUGCGCUGUGAAAACACGCUGAAUGGCUUUGCGAAGCGGUUGGCGUCGUACGUGUUGCAGCUGGACUUGCGCCCGGGCAUGGUCGAUAGCCAGGAUCUGGUGUCUUCGCUGUACCGUGGUGAAUGGACCUUUCCAACCGUGCGCACUAUAAAAGCCAUCAUGGAAGUAGCGCUGCGAGUGUCCAAGGAUUGGGAACCAGUGUCAUGGGAUUCGCUAAAGGAACGCGCCUUCACAUCACGGUUUGGUUCGGUUGAGGGUGGCGGUGGUGGUGGUGGUGGUGGAGGGGCCGACCAAACGACUGCGAACGACGUGGCGGACGGAGAAAGUAAAGAUGCGUCGUGUGAAAACACGGCAGAGGAAAUUAGCGUCACCAGCAAGCGUAGAUACAGCACGAGCAGCAUUGGCAGUAAUUGCAGUAGUGGAAGCGAUAGCAGCUCCAGCAGCUGCUGCAACAGCAGCAGCAGUAAUUCGGCCGGGCUUGGAGUAUCGAUGCAGCAGCAGCAACAGCACCACCCACAGCAACAGCAGCAGCAGCAGCACGCACUUCACCAGCAGCAUCACCAUAACCACCACCGUGAUCACGAUCUGCAGCUGGUGGGAAUCGUCGAUCGUGGCCAGGACUAUGAAGUGUUGCACGUCGCGCUGGAAGUGAUGGGCCUGUCGCUGACGCUACAUUCGGAUGCGGUGAAGGCGCUCAACAAGGAGGAUGGUCUGUGGGAUAGCUUUUUGGGGUCGUUGCUGUUGCUGAAUCCGUCCGCCAAAAUGCGAACGUUGGCACGCGAACAGCUGCUCGCAAUGCUGUCGGGCGAAGUGUCGGAAGAGCUGCUGCAAUCAAUCGUUGGCGUGCUGUACAACAUAUGGCGCAAGGUGAACCAUCGGACGGAGACGUGUGCCGAUUAUCUGCAACUGUUUGCGCAGCUGCUGCAGUCGAAGGAACGCAACGAUGCAGCCGCAACGCCGAUCGAUGUCGAGGAGUUGUUGCAGACGGAGAUCAAGUGGCUGUACUGGGUGCGGGACAACGUGGUGGAACACGGCAAAACGCUUGUGCAUGAGGAGAUUUUGGAAGGACACCUAUGUCUGACCAGAUCGCUCGUCUUUCACAUGAAACCGGCCGAAAAGCGUCGUCUAAAUGCAUUGUUGAUGGACCUGGUGAAAGAGUUCGUCUUCAACGCGUCAUUCCAGUACAUCUGCUACCGGCACCGAAAGGAGAUACAUUUUCAGCUGCCGCCACCAGUGUGCCGCACACCGCGAACCAUUUCCGCUGCCAUGGACUUGAUCGUAGCGCUUAGCCACAAUUCCGUUGAGCUAACGACCACUGUUUCUAUGAUGUUGAAUGAUAUGUUUUUCGAGGACAUAGAACCUGUGCGGGAAUGGGAGUAUCUGCCACCGGAUGCCCCACGGGCGCUUCAUGGGUUCUGUGGGUUGAAAAACGCGGGCGCUACGUGCUACAUGAACUCAGUGCUGCAGCAACUCUACAUGGUUCCGGCCUUGCGGAACGGUAUCGUACGCAUUCAUCAGGCGGUCAUCGAUCACAAGGAAGAUUUCAACGAAGAUCCGGACGGGCAAUCGUUGCUCGGUAUCCAGAAGGAUGACGAUGGAGGAAAAAACUAUCACAUAGGAAUACUGAAGUAUGUGAUGGUAAUCUUUUGCUAUCUCGGUCAUAGCGCUUUACAGUAUUACGUACCUCGGGGAUUGUGGAGACAUUUCAAAUUGCAAGGAGAACCGGUCAAUCUACGCGAGCAGCAGGAUGCGGUUGAAUUUUUUAUGUCCCUUUUUGAAAGCAUUGACGAAGGUCUGAAAGCCCUAAACUGCGAACAAUUAAUGUCUGCCACGCUGGGCGGAUGUUUUAGCGAUCAGAAAAUUUGCCAAGACUGUCCGCACCGGUACAGCAAGGACGAACCAUUUAGUGUACUUAGUGUCGAUAUUAGAAAUCAUAGCUCGCUAACGGAUUCGCUGGAGCAGUAUGUUCGUGGCGAAAUACUGGAAGGUGCCGAUGCGUACCACUGUGAUAAAUGUGAUGAAAAGGUCGUAACAGUGAAACGGCUGUGCGUUAGCAAACUGCCGCCCGUACUAGCAAUACAGUUGAAACGUUUCGAGUAUGAUUAUGAACGAGUGUGCGCCAUCAAGUAUAACGAUUACUUCGAGUUUCCUCGCGUGCUGGAUAUGGAACCUUAUACGGUAUCUGGGCUGGCGAAACUGGAAGGUGAAGUUAUUAACGUUGAGCCAAAGCAGGAGGAGCAAGGAUCUACGCGCUACCAGCUGACGGGCAUAGUGGUGCACAGUGGUCAGGCUUCCGGUGGCCAUUACUACAGCUACAUUCUGCACAAGAACUACGCCAACGGUCAAAAGAAGUGGUACAAGUUUGAUGAUGGCGAAGUGACGGAAUGCAAGAUGGAUGACGAUGAGGAGAUGAAGACGCAAUGCUUCGGCGGCGACUAUAUGGGCGAGGUGUACGACAACAAUCUGAAGCGCAUGCAGUACCGCAGACAGAAGCGUUGGUGGAACGCGUACAUGUUGUUCUACACGCGCAACGAUGUGUACUAUGCGAAACCGCCGAAAAAUGCAUUCUGGUGGCGACUGAACUCCGGUCCACAGUCGUCGCACAUCAGAGCCCAGCCGAAGUCCACGGUCGAAAGUCUCUCGUUGGCGCAGAGCGAGCAUUACUAUUUCAACAUGGAGCCGAAUGUGGAACGUUGCAUACGAAUCCAAAACAUUCGGUAUUUGCACUCUCGGAUGCUGUUUUCGACGGAGUUUUUCACAUUUAUGAAGAAGCUAACGGAAUUCCCGAUUAAACCAAAGAAUAAGGUACCAGUGUGGUUACUGCUGAAAGGACUGGAGGAUGUUUGUUUGCUGAAGGUGCGGCUGGCAGCAAAGUUUCUCUUUCACACGGGCUUUAAAACGAAGAAGACGAUCCGGGGACAGGUUAUGGAUUGGUAUGAAAUCUUCCGAGUGCAACUAGAAGGAUUCGUUUUCAUUCGGAAAUGGUUCGCCGAGAAUGUGUUGCUGGAUUCACCGGGCCGCUUAUGUGAAUAUUUGCUGGCCGCUCCACUGCCAGAGAUUCGGUCCUGCUUUGCGAAGCUCAUCGUUUCCUUCUGCCACUAUUCGGCGGAGGACGAACCGGUGGCAUGCUUUGAAGGUAGCAAUCUGUGCGAGCAAGUGUUGAUUGCGGUGCUUGGUCUGUUAAAGUCGGAUGUUCCGGAGCACGGUAAACAUUUGCCGCACUACUUCAGCCUCUUCUCCAUGUACGCUGGCCUGGGAUAUAGAGAGGAAUGUCAGCUCAUAAAGCUAAACGUGCCGGUGCUCUUCAUGCGAGUGGCAAUGGACGAUGGAACGGGUCCGACGAUAAAAUAUCAGUACCCAGAUCUGAGCAAAUUGCACCACGUCGUUUCGCAUUUGGUGCGAUCGAUGGACGUCUCGGCACGGUGCCGAAGCGCCAUCAGCGGAACAGCCGUGCUGCCAAACAAAUACAUCAACGACCACAUAACACGGAAAAACGCACUGAUUCCUAUGUCUGAAGAAUGCGUAGAUUAUCUUUACAAUAGGACUGGGUACAUCAAACGGUUGCUGGAGGACGUGCAUGUCGGAGAGGAAGGUUUUAAACUGCUACAAUACUGCUGCUGGGAGAAUCCGCACUUCUCUGGUAUCAUUCUAAUGGAGCUCCUGUUCCAGUGCGAUUAUGUGUACUGGCACGACAUGAAACACUACACGGAUUUGCUGCUGCACAUCCUGCUAAUCGAAGACUCCUGGCAGGGCCAUCGCAUAAUGAACGCAUUGCUGGGUGUCGGUCAUGAUAGAGACGGUUUGCUGGAGAUUAUCAGACGCAGCAAGUUAAACUACCAGAAACGUGCCUACCAAUGCAUCAAAUGCAUGGUGCAUUUGUUCUCGAAGAGUCCGGUGGCACUGAACAAGCUGCACACGGAUGCCGCACUCGCGAAACAGUGGACGCUGGCGAUCGAGUGGCUGCAGGAGGAGCUGGAAAAGCAUCGCACCACCGGCAACAGUCAGUACAACUACAACUCGUGGUCUCCGCCAGCGCAGAGCAACGAUAAUACGAACGGAUUUUUGCUGGAAAAAUCGCAAUCGGUUCGAGACAUUUUACAAAUGGCGUUCGACCUGUGUCCGGAAGAGAUUCAAGAUGCAGAAACGAUGGACCAUCAUCAAGUCGUCUGCCAGGAGGGUGGUGUAAUGCGGGCCGGAGACGAUUCUGGAGCUGGAUCGAUACAGGGAACCGUUAGCGAGGUCGAAAAGAAUCAACACGCUUCUCCGGUCGUGUCCGCUGUGGGUUCUGCUACCUUGCAGCCACACCCGACGAUACCAUCGACGGCAGCUGGCGUUGGAUCCGAGGUAGUACCGUACGGUGGUGAGGGUCACAAUGGACAAAACGCAGAACCGAUCGUGGAUGCAAGCGAUCCGGGCAGAUCGAGCAUGUCCCCGAGUGUGAAGCAACUGGCGGGAGUAAUAUCGAGCAUUGAUAUUAACUACGACAACUAUUCGGAUCCGCAAACGAAAGUUGUUAAACCGGGCUCGGCAGGACCAGCGAGUGCAAGUCAGCCGCAACAGUCACCGCUUACUGCCACACCGGUGUCAACGGCAUCUCCAUCGACGCAACCGGCAUCCGCACCGGCCGCAACAACGCAGACAACCUCGCAGAGCACUGUGAACAAAAAGGAUCGACCCGGUCGUCCCGGUGACGGACAGUCUUGCACCAGUUAGCAAAAGGAGAAAUGACACAUCUGAAGCAUAUAACGAGCAUCGGGCGCGCGGUUCUGAUGCGGCGUGAAACGAAUGAUAGAAGGGCAAGCAGGAUACUACUACGAUGGUGGUGCAGGGGAUGGAUGGCAAAUAAGUAAACCAACCUAUGAUACGCUAAAGGAACUCGACUUAUGUAGCUAGUAGUUCUCGUCAUUUUGUGCUUGAACUAGUUUAAAACGAAGCAACGUGGUGGCGGUGUCUCGUGGAGCGCCAGGUGUGAAGAAAAUCAUUUGUAUCUGUUAUUAGCAAUAGCAACAAUCGCCCCUACGGCGCAGAGGAAAACCACGGAGAGCAAAAGCAAGCAGAACUAAGAAUGAAAAACACCGCAUGCAAACACGAAACGCCUCACACACACACACACACACACACACACACAAACGUAACAUAUAAACAACACUUUAGCCUCUAUACAAUUGAAGAAAUCACAUUUCCCCUUUAAUGCCAUUGAAGUAGAGAAGGAGAUUAGAAAGGAGAAGGAGGAGGAGUAGGAGCAAGGAUUCAAUCCACGGUACGCCAACAACGUGUUACCACCUACCACCAGCGAGGAACGGAGGGGGGGGGGGGAAGUGUUUGUUUGACGUAAGUCUGCUUACUGCCGUUACUAGUCAUAAUGAAUGGCAAAGGAGAGGAUAAUAGGAGCGCAGAGCACAUACACACACAUUAGCAAAAAAAAAAAAAUGGAAAAACUAUUGAACAGCCUGUUGUGAAAAGCAAAGUAAUGUUCUCCUUAUACAUACCCAGCAGAAGAGUCGCCCCGACACGGAAAACACAUAAUGCAUGCUACAAUAAAUUGUGAACAAAUAUAAAUAUGUUUAAAUUAUUGGACUAUAC